Molecule: messenger RNA, 9445 nt
Organism: Ailuropoda melanoleuca (giant panda)
Lineage: Eukaryota; Metazoa; Chordata; Mammalia; Carnivora; Ursidae
Gene: BTBD3
Product: BTB domain containing 3
Exons: 4
Coding region: 4436-6019 (527 amino acids)
Biological process (GO): neurogenesis; dendrite morphogenesis; cerebral cortex development
Cellular component (GO): cytosol
Molecular function (GO): protein binding
Source: RefSeq, a predicted model, not a curated record
AAGGCAGACGCUUAACCGCUGUGCCACCCAGGCGCCCCUAAUGUAGGUCUUUUAAAGCAAAGUGCAUAACAUGAACUUUCAAAAGGUGAGGGAUAUGUAUAUACUUUCAUAAAACAUUAAUGGGCUUCUUGACCAAUUUACUUCAUUAGGGCAGAUUAACCGUGUCUCAUAACAGCUUUAAAAUUCAGGAGGUGUAAGAACAAAUGAUACAAUGCUAGUUGAAAAGAAAUUUUAGAGGUGAAAUAUGAAAAUACAUUUUGGGCUGGUAUCCUUCAUUUAUCUACCCUUCAACCUAGUCGGUGAUGUUUUUGGGUUGCAGAUUCAGUAGAUGGGAGUUUUAACUCUUGAUGUUUAAUUUCAGGGGGGAAAGAAGCCAUAAUUUGUGUUUAAUGAAGUAGACUAUAGAUAUGAAAGCAGAGAGGAAAGUGAUUAUGUAUAUCACUUUUGUAUAUUCAAAUCAAUCUUUAAUUUUCAUAACAUUUUAUUGUGUUCUGGGUCAUGGAUUACCCUGAAAAACAGAUGAUAGUUGUGACUCCUCGUCCCAGGAAAAUAAAUACACACUCCCAGUUGUGCACGCCAUUUGUUGAUGCAGCCAUUGCCUUCUUCCCCUUAUUCUAAGUUCUUGAUAGAAAUGUACCCUGGAAUGUUUAACCUUGAAAGCUAUUAGAAAUCCUCUAGACCAGUAUUACUUAAACUGUGCUUAUGAAAUCAGUGGAAUGAAUCAAGACCAACAUUAAAAAGAGAAAAAUAAGAUAGAAAAUAUCUAUGUUAUCAUAAUAUGCUAGAGUUUUUGUUUUGUGAACCAUCUUUCUAUUUGUGGAUGUGUGUGCAUGCAUGCAUGCUAGUACUGAGUCCGAAUAUAAAAUGCAUUUCUUACUGAGGAUUGAAGGUAAAGACUGAGAAACACUCAUCUAUUCUAGAGAACCUCUUCAUAUUGUAGCUGAGGAACUUGAUGCCCUUAAAGGCUAAAUGAUUUGUCAGACUCCCCUUCCCUUCAACACACACACGAUCAAUGUUUUGUGGCCAAGCCAGGACUGAACCACAUUACUUUGUUGCUAGUUUUUCUGUGCCACAAUACUAAUUUUUUGAAAUAAAAUUGUGAAGUAGAUUAUUUCAAAAUAUUAAGUGGUUCAUCUGUUUCUUACUUGGCAAUCUUUAAUCCUUUAUUUUUCCCACUAAAAUUGAUCUCUGUCGUUGUCCUAUAAAAUAAUCUGAGCAUGAGCUUCUUUUCCAGAGAGUCAAAAUACUUUGAGGCCUCUCAGUUAGCUGUCUACACACCUGAAUCCUAGAAUUUUGACAUUUAGGGCCUAAUCAGAAGAAUUUCAGAAUAAGACACCAAGGUUAAGUUUUAUGACCAAACCAUAUUAAUCAUUUUGAAUUAUUUCUCCAUUCACUUGAUAAUUGAAUGCAAAACAUGGCUCCAGAUGUUGAUACUGGAUCAUUGGGAGACCCUGUAACCUUCUUUAUUUUAAUCUUAGAGGCUUUCUCAAACUUGAAUGUUGUACAGAUUACCUAGAGGGUCUUGUUAAAAUGCACUUGUGCUCCGGAAUCGGGGUGAGUUUCUGGAUUUCUGUUAGGCUCCCGGGAGGUGCUGCUGCUGCUGCUGCUGCUCCAGGACCACACUUUGGGUAGCAAGGACUUUAUGUUACCUGUCUUCUAAGCCACGGUAGGAAAACGAAGCUCUCAAGAAGUUUUCCAUGUCUUGAUUUUAUGCUUUUCAAAAUUAGCUACAAAGAUUAAAAUGCCACUUUAAUUUUUUAAAUUGGAUUACUUUUUGUACGUAAGAACGUAUCUUUAAAACAGCCAUACUCCUCAGUCCCCACAUUUCAUGAGUGUGACAGUGCCCCUCUUUGCAGCAUUGUUCUAGGGAAUUCAUGUAACUAGUAUAUUCAAGCUUUUCCACAAAACUUAGUUUUCCAAAUACCUAAAACCUUUAAUUUCAGAAAGAACAUUUUCUAAAACAUUAUGUAAUUUUCUUUCUUAAGCUGUUGCAUGAACUUGUUAUUUUAGUGGUGGAAGAGCAGUGUGUGUUCGAAGCUUUCUUGGUAAAAGCUGUUGAACUGCAUGUGAAUUGAAUAAAAGCCACAAAGCCUUCUAAGUUCUUGUAUCUACUUUUUGUGCUUUUACUAUUUUGUCUGUCCAGUUAACAGUUGUUAGUAUGUCUGUCUCAAAGCAGCUCAUUUCCCUUUCCAAUCUAAUUGGUCGCUAUCUGACCUGAAAGCCAGUUGUGUAUGGGACUAAUCCUGGUCAGAAGGACCUCCCUGUCGUGGGGGCUUUCCUAGGAAGUUGGUGUCGAGAAGUUCAGUAGCAGUUGAGCAGGAGAGAAAUCUUCUGGUUUUAUCCAUAUCCUGGGUCGUUAGCUUGAUUGGAACAUGUGUUCCUUCUUUAUACCUUUUACCACAUGUUUUAAAAAACUAGUCUCUAGAUCUCUCUCUGUGUAACAUUGUGUGAUUUGAAAGGGUGUGUGUAUGUGUGUGUGUAUGGGCUGCAUAUAUAUAUAUAUAUAUAUAAUGUAUAUAUAUAAUGUAUAUAUAUGGUAAGCCUGUGACUGGGAACACACAAUAAUUGUAAUAAAUAAGCAUUUCAGGGUCCAUCUAAAAUGGGGACGAAUAACCUUGUGGUAAAGACUGGUGGUUCUCUUAUAUAAAGUCUGUCUUGUACUGGCUUUGCAGUUUUAAGAGUAAUAAUGAUGACAAUAAAGAGGAUAUUCCUAGGCUCAGUCUUAUGACUUAGGGUCCCAGGGAUUCAAAGUUUGAUUUCAGUUUGUUCUCUUCAGAUUAUUGGUUAUAAUAACCAUCGUGGUGCAUUAGUCAAGCCCUCACUCUGUGGGGCACUCCUUAUUCAGAUGACUGCUGUGCCACAAGCAGGGCUGUGCCCAUAAAGACUGUGUUAGGUGGGGCCGGGGGGAAUGGCUGCGGCACUUGGAACAAAUGAGAGUAAUCCAGAUAGAUGGGGUGAGAGUAAAUCUCCUCAUUAGUCCCUCUUUAGAAACAAAUAAGCAUGUGUGGAACCUGUAGCAGGUGUUUUGUUUUUUCUUGCUCAACAAAGCUAGAAAUUGUUGGGGGCUUCACAUCCAUGAAAACCACAUGCAUCGUAGUGUACAUUCUUCUGAUUCAAAGCAGAGAGAACCUGUUUGUAUUUUAACUAGGCAGCAUCAGAACAUUUAUCUUUUUGAAUAGCCUUAUUACUGGUUUUGUGUUAGAAGUUGUGGAUUAUAGUCUUUAAAAUUAUGACAAGUUAAGUGUAGCCAUAGCAUUUAGGCUGGAUUCUGGGAUCCUGAGCAGGGCCCGUCUGACAUAUUUUUAGUGAAUUAUAACCUUUAAAUACUGAGGAGCAGAUUUGUCUAAUUUGAAUCUUAUUUUUUAUAUCUAAAAUUUGUCUGUUUCGGUGCAGCUAAACCUACUGGUAUAAUCUUAGUCUGAUUUAAAAGUAUUUUCUGAUCUGGGACUCCUGUCAAAGAUCAUCAUAGGAACUAGAAAAUGUUGGGAGGUAAAAUGAACUCAUGACCUCAUCUCUUUUAUUUUGCACUAGACUAUAACUUGUAUUCAAAGAGACUGGAAAAAGAAAAACUGCAUUCCUUUCCAUUAAGCUGUAAUAAGUGUGUUGUUUAGUAUGGUUUUGCUAUUAAUAAUCCCUUUUAGCUGAAAGAAAGGAGGAUUUUGUUUGAAGUAUUUGAAACUAAAUGCUGCCGGGAUAAAGAUUUUACUAGAAAGACAGUAGAUAUCAGUGCCUACCCUUUGUGAAUUGAUCCUGCUUAUUUAACUGGGGAAAUAAAAAUGUGCAUCUACUGAAGAGAAAUCUGUGGGCACAAACUGUUCCUUUCCUGUUUGCAGAUUUCAUAGGUUGUUUGUCUUAUUUAAAUAUACAAUAAUACAGGAGACAGCAGAAUGCAACUGCUGUUCCUUUAAUAUCAGAGCUAUGCACGUUACAAUAGGUGUCACUGUUUUGCUUGGUCCAAUCAUGAUUGGUGACUUCAGCUAUUGGCUCCGAGCACUGGCUGUCUGACUCCAUCUGCAGGGCUGUAAUACCUACUCUCCUCCGAUCCAUUCACCACACAACUUCAGCCGGCUGAACAGACUCGCACGGCUCCAGCACAUCUUGCUAACCUAAUUCAGAAGACAAGAGCUACGGCUCUCUGCCUGUCAUCUUCGCUCAGUGUAGCAUUUUCAGGUGAUCUAGGAAACUGGGUUAUUUUUAUGAGCAAAUAAGAGAAAUAGGAAUCAUGAUGGAGAUGUAUUUAGCAGACCCAGUACUGGAUAAAACUUAAAGCCAGUUUCUAUUCAACAUAGUGAAAAGGUCACCUUGUCCGGCUGAGAAAAGAAGCAAAAUAGCAGCUUGUUGGUUUCUGUUAACAUCUUGGCUCGUGCCAGCCUCUUUUCCUUGAUGUUUGCACCAAUUUGGGAUAUCUAGCUAUAAAGAGAGACACACUGUACUCAUGGUAGAUGACAAGGAAAAGAACAUGAAAUGUCUCACCUUCUUCUUGAUGCUUCCAGAGACGGUAAAGAAUAGGUCCAAGAAAAGCUCGAAGAAGGCAAAUACCAGCAGCAGCAGCAACAGCAGCAGCAGCAGCAGCAGCAAGUUGCCCCCAGUUUGUUAUGAAAUAAUUACCUUGAAGACUAAAAAGAAGAAGAAGAUGGCUGCUGAUAUAUUCCCUCGUAAAAAACCAGCCAACUCCAGCAGCACCACUGUCCAGCAGUACCACCAGCAGAAUCUCAAUAACAACAACCUGAUCCCGGCCCCAAACUGGCAGGGUCUCUAUCCCACCAUUCGAGAAAGAAAUGCAGUGAUGUUCAAUAAUGAUUUGAUGGCAGAUGUACAUUUUGUGGUUGGGCCACCAGGUGGGACUCAGCGGUUGCCAGGACACAAAUACGUUUUAGCUGUUGGGAGCUCUGUGUUCCAUGCAAUGUUUUACGGAGAACUUGCUGAGGACAAAGAUGAAAUCCGUAUACCAGAUGUCGAACCUGCUGCUUUUCUCGCUAUGCUGAAAUAUAUCUAUUGUGAUGAAAUUGACUUGGCUGCUGACACAGUCCUGGCCACUCUUUAUGCUGCCAAAAAGUACAUUGUCCCUCACCUCGCCAGAGCCUGCGUUAAUUUCCUGGAGACCAGCCUGAGCGCCAAGAACGCCUGUGUGCUCCUCUCCCAGAGCUGCCUGUUUGAGGAGCCAGACCUGACCCAGCGUUGCUGGGAGGUGAUCGAUGCCCAGGCUGAGUUAGCUCUCAAGUCCGAGGGAUUCUGUGAUAUCGACUUCCAAACUCUAGAAAGUAUCCUCCGCAGGGAAACUCUGAAUGCCAAAGAAAUUGUGGUUUUUGAGGCAGCUCUCAACUGGGCUGAAGUGGAAUGCCAGCGACAAGACCUAGCUUUGAGCAUUGAAAAUAAACGCAAGGUCCUUGGAAAGGCACUUUACUUGAUCCGCAUACCCACGAUGGCCCUGGAUGAUUUUGCAAAUGGUGCUGCCCAGUCUGGAGUUUUAACUCUCAAUGAGACCAAUGACAUUUUCCUGUGGUACACUGCAGCCAAAAAACCCGAGUUGCAGUUUGUGAGUAAAGCCCGCAAGGGCCUCGUGCCCCAGCGCUGUCACCGUUUCCAGUCAUGUGCCUACCGGAGCAACCAGUGGCGUUACCGGGGCCGCUGUGACAGCAUCCAGUUUGCAGUGGAUAAGAGAGUGUUCAUCGCUGGCUUUGGGCUGUAUGGCUCCAGCUGCGGCUCCGCGGAGUACAGCGCCAAGAUCGAACUCAAGCGGCAGGGCGUGGUUCUGGGGCAGAACUUGAGCAAGUACUUCUCAGAUGGCUCCAGCAGUACCUUCCCCGUGUGGUUUGAGUACCCCGUGCAGAUUGAGCCAGACACCUUCUACACAGCCAGCGUCAUUCUGGAUGGCAACGAACUCAGCUACUUCGGACAGGAAGGCAUGACGGAAGUUCAGUGUGGCAAGGUGACUGUCCAGUUUCAGUGCUCCUCGGAUAGCACCAAUGGCACUGGGGUGCAGGGUGGGCAGAUCCCUGAACUCAUCUUCUAUGCUUGAAAACACCUCCCGAAGCAGUGUGAGCUCUGAGGUCACAUCUGGUUCCCACUUGCUUGAUGCUUAGCUCAUCUGCAGAUAUGUGAUCAGUGCAGGUAAUUCGUAAUGAAUGAAGCUGUAGGCAGUUUCUAAUUUCUUUCAACCUUUUAAUUAUGUACAGGCAAAAAUGCAGCAUUCAGCUUUUAACUAUAUGCUUAAAAGAGCCAAGUUCUUAUUAAGGCUUUGUGGUUUUUAGAGUUGCGUCUAUACACCUGGGGAGAAUUUGUGCUCUUUUCCAACUGCCGCACUGACCUUCCAGUUUUGUCCCUCUUAAAAUUUUCUGAAUUACCUUGAAUUUUCCUUAGGGCUUUAUUUUGACAAAUAGAAAUAAAUACUCUGAAAUAAUAAUGAUAAGAGUUAUUUUUAAAGAGAACCCCCACCCCUCACAAAUUAUAGGUAAACCUCAGUGUACAAUUUUGAAAGACGUUUUGCUUCAUAAUAAGUAAUAAUUAAGAAAGUAGGCAGUAGUUAUGUUUAGCUCUUAUUUCAUUUUAAAUAUUUUACUCUGGGCAUUAUUUUUGCUUAAGUCCUAAAUUCAUAAGAUUGUUAAAUGUUUAACACUGCAAAGUAUCUGUGUAAGAUAGGAAAACAGGAAAUUCGAUGUUUGCUUAGGCCAUGACUUCCACUACAAGCAGGUUUUUAUUCUUUCAGUUUAGAAAACAAACUAUUGCAGUACAGACGCUUCUUUUAGAACUAAAUUACACAUUUUUUAUUGUCAAUAGGGAAGAAUUACAGGCCUAUUAAUUUAAACUAAAACAGCUUAUAAAGGAAACCCAUUCUACAAGUAGUUUAUUUCAUGGCAUAAUAGAAUACACAGUUUGAAAAAGCCAGUCUUCUCCCCACUUUGCUUUUGAUCCCCACUGUUUGUUUUUAUAAGUUAUACUGUAUAGAAUUCUUAUUCCCUUUUUCCCAUGAAAAGAGGACCAAACAAUUCUUCAGAUGUACGGAGUAACAAUUAGUUUUGUAGCACUACAUGUUAAUGUAAUAAGAAACUUUUAUUCAUUGAUUUUUUUUCUUUUUUUUUAAUCCAAAAUACACUUCACCUGAUUUACUUUGACCACAUACUAUCUUCUUCAUUAAUUAUAAUUAUGUCCUGUUCCUAGACUGCUAGAAUUUGGCCUUUGGCCAUCUUAAAGUGCCAAUAUACGCCUGCAGGGUUUAAAAAAAAAAAAAAAGUCUGGAGCGAUACACUUGAUUAUACCUAAUAUUUACUGCAUCAGCAUCACAUCCAGCCCUCUUCUUUGUCCAUGUUCAUGUAAACAAAGGAGGGAAAAGCUCACCUCAGAAUUCUCCUUCAGUGAUGGCUUGUGAUGGUUUAGUGCCUGUGACCCUGGUGUCCGACGUGUUCACUUCAAGUUGAAGUAUCCAUGUGUUUCUGGGCAGCUUUUCUGCUCAGCAUGAUCCUGAGAUGGCUUCCCCCACCACCCAGAGUGUGGUCCCUGGCCGCCUCCUUCUCCUGCUCUGCGAGUCCCAAGCUGGCUUGUCUGGAGCCAGGGGUUAGUCCUGGGGUGGGCGGGCGUGUGUGCGUUGUGGGCGUCAGCGCACGUCCAUGUGCAUGCAAGUGUGUUUGCCGACUCAGGAAUUGUCUCCUCCCUGCCUGGCCAGUAAGACGUGGGACAGAAAUGGUCCCCCUGCUGGCUCUGGCAAGGCCCCAGGAAGUGACUAUCCUUAUCUUAUUCACUGUGCUUCUGGGCCACCUUUUCCCCCCUUAGACGUGGGCUUGUUGCUUUUGGCCGGCUUCCCUAGUGGAGGAGAACACUGGAUUAUGGGAAAUGUUUUAAUCAUGUUUGCCAUUACCUAUGCCUGUUAGCAUAGAUGAUCAAAAGCUGUUACUGGUGAUUAUAGAUAAGUACUCCCAGGACAACUUUCCAAAAUUAUCUAACAAUUAUUUCUUAUUAGGAAGAUGACAGAUAGUAGUUUUGGCAAAGUUAUCUGUGAAAUAAAGGUAUGUUUUCAAUUUAAAAAAUACUUCUGUAAAGGAUUUUGCUUUUAAAUUAUGAUUAAACAUUUCGGAAACUCAUAGCUACCAUGCAAAUUGGUAGGCUGUAUACCUGAUUAGAAGGCACUCAUUUUUAAGCCAGAGGAGAAGAAAUUUGAUUUAGCACUAAUGUCAUCAUCUCAGAUUGUUGAGGUGGGUACGAUAACCUUAGAGUGACGAUCGUUCAUACAGUAACGCUCACUGUCAGUGCUCCUGUUAGCAAGAUGCCCUCCACGUGGCUAGGGAACUGCUGGGGGAAAGCCAAGGGGGAUCCUGUACACUGGGGGUCUAAGAGCUUGAUUUUAUGUUAAUCACCAUUAGCUAAAAAAGAAAAGACACAUCCACCACCUCAUUGGCUGGUGUCAAGAGCUGUGGGUUAAGUUUGAAAACUGUAUUUAGAAUGAGAAAUUUUGUAUUUUAAAUCCUAUUCUCCCUUUUGCAUUUUCAGCAACAUGGAACGAAAGCUAACGUGCUUGCUUUAUUUUCUUUGGUAAUCUCGAAUUUUGUAGCUUUUAAAACUAGAAACCAUUGUUCUGACAAGGCAGGCAACUCUAGUGUAUAAACAUAACUUUAUUAAACAGAAUACUCUGUAGAUGCUUUUCCCAAUAUAUCUGGCAGUCUUUGUCAUUGUUCAUACUGGGGAUAAAGGGGAACUAGGCUAGCGGUUCUAGUGUAACGUUCUUUAAGCAUAUCUUAAUAUAGUAUUUAAGUAAAUGGUCUAAUUUCUACAUAAUUAUUGCACUGAACUGUCUUUUUUGUUUUUUAAGGUGUUUAAAUAAGCUCGGCUAAUUCAAGACACUAGCCACUUGUGCAUCAGAGUGCUUGAAUUUAGUGGCUUACAGCAUUAUUUAUGAAGGAAAAAUAUAUAAAUAUGAAGUACCUCAUGUUGAAUGUUAUUGUACUGUAUUUUUAAUGUAACAGUGCAGAACUUGUUAGACACAUGAAUGUGUAUAAUCAUGUUAAAUGCAAAUAAAAAUAAAAUUGGUCCCUAGAUUUGUUUUCCUUAGCAUUUUUGUAGGUCCCUUGAAACAGUAAAAAAUCCAUUCUGACACUUUUGGUGCCACUACAUUUUACAGAGAUGGUUUUGCAGGAGCAUUUGUUUGCUAAGUAUUCAGAUAUCUUUGAUCCCUAAAGAUGUAAAAAUUUGAGGCAAAAGCAUAGGAGAACAAUGAAUAUGUUAAUCAAUCGCAUUGUUCAAAGCCUGACUGUGAAGUUAAUGAGAGGAAGUGAAUGGGUGCAUUUAUAUUCCCUAUAUGGAACUUGUGCUUUGCUGGCAUUCUGCUGCUAUAGUCGCUCACGUGUCUGUGGAUCUGGCUGUCCUGGGGGGGGUGUGGAUACGGAAUCACAUCUAGCUUUAGAUGUAACCAGUGCUGCUUGUUCCUGCUGUGUUAUAAUAGCUUAAGUCUCCGAAU